AUGAUGAACUUCCUGAGGCGCCGGCUGUCGGACAGCAGCUUCAUCGCCAACCUGCCCAAUGGCUACAUGACCGACCUGCAGCGGCCCGAGCCCCAGCAGCCGCCGCCGCCGCCCCCAGGUCCGGGCGCGGCCUCGGCCUCCUCGGCGCCCCCGGCCGUCUCGCCGGGCCCCGAGCGGAGGCCGCCGCCGGCCCCGGCCCCGGCGCCCGCGUCGCAUCCCGCGCCGCAGGCGGCCGCGGCGCCAUCGGUGGGCAGCAGUUUCUUCAGCUCUCUGUCCCAAGCCGUGAAGCAGACGGCAGCCUCGGCCGGCCUGGUGGACGCGCCCGCGCCCGCGCCCGCCGCCGCCAGGAAGGCCAAGGUGCUGCUGGUCGUCGACGAGCCGCACACCGACUGGGCCAAGUGCUUCCGGGGUAAAAAAGUCCUUGGAGAUUAUGACAUCAAAGUGGAACAGGCGGAAUUUUCAGAGCUUAACCUGGUGGCCCAUGCAGAUGGGACCUAUGCUGUGGAUAUGCAGGUCCUCCGGAAUGGCACAAAAGUUGUCCGGUCCUUCCGGCCAGACUUUGUGCUUAUCCGGCAGCAUGCAUUCGGCAUGGCAGAGAAUGAGGACUUCCGCCACCUUGUCAUUGGCAUGCAGUACGCAGGCCUCCCCAGCAUCAACUCACUGGAAUCCAUUUACAACUUCUGUGACAAGCCAUGGGUGUUUGCCCAGCUGGUGGCCAUCUACAAGACAUUGGGAGGAGAAAAGUUCCCACUCAUUGAGCAGACAUACUACCCCAACCAUAAAGAGAUGCUGACACUGCCCACAUUCCCUGUGGUGGUGAAGAUUGGCCAUGCUCACUCAGGCAUGGGCAAGGUCAAAGUGGAAAACCACUACGACUUCCAGGACAUUGCUAGUGUGGUGGCCCUCACCCAGACAUAUGCCACAGCAGAGCCUUUUAUUGACGCCAAGUAUGACAUCCGGGUCCAGAAGAUAGGCAACAACUACAAGGCUUAUAUGAGGACUUCGAUCUCAGGGAACUGGAAGACAAACACUGGCUCUGCAAUGCUGGAGCAGAUCGCCAUGUCAGACAGGUACAAGCUGUGGGUAGACACCUGCUCUGAGAUGUUUGGUGGCCUGGACAUCUGUGCUGUCAAAGCUGUACAUGGCAAAGAUGGGAAAGACUACAUUUUUGAGGUCAUGGACUGCAGUAUGCCACUGAUUGGUGAACACCAGGUGGAGGACAGACAACUUAUCACUGAACUAGUCAUUAGCAAGAUGAACCAGCUGCUGUCCAGGACCCCUGUCCUGUCCCCUCAGAGACCCUUAACCACCCAGCAGCCACAGAGUGGAACACUUAAGGAUCCGGACUUGAGCAAGACCCCACCUCAGCGGCCAGCCCCCCAAGGGGGCCCUGGGCAACCCCAAGGAAUGCAGCCCCCAGGCAAGGUGAUGCCUCCACGCCGACCUCCCCCUGGACCAUCACUACCACCUUCCUCCUCUUCCUCCUCCUCCUCUUCUUCCUCCACCACCCACGGAGAUGCACCCUCCAGCAGCAGCUCCCUGGCAGAGGCCCAGCCACCCCUGGCUGCUCCACCACAGAAGCCCCAGCCUCACCCACAGCUCAACAAGUCGCAGUCCCUGACAAAUGCCUUCAGCUUCUCUGAGUCCUCCUUCUUCCGGUCUUCAGCCAAUGAGGAUGAAGCCAAAGCGGAGACCAUCCGGAGCUUGAGGAAGUCCUUUGCCAGCCUCUUUUCAGAUUAGCUCU
Molecule: messenger RNA, 1744 nt
Organism: Enhydra lutris kenyoni (northern sea otter)
Lineage: Eukaryota; Metazoa; Chordata; Mammalia; Carnivora; Mustelidae
Product: synapsin II
Exons: 13
Coding region: 1-1740 (579 amino acids)
Biological process (GO): neurotransmitter secretion
Cellular component (GO): synaptic vesicle membrane; synaptic vesicle
Molecular function (GO): ATP binding
Source: RefSeq, a predicted model, not a curated record